Molecule: messenger RNA, 381 nt
Organism: Daucus carota subsp. sativus
Lineage: Eukaryota; Viridiplantae; Streptophyta; Magnoliopsida; Apiales; Apiaceae
Product: non-specific lipid-transfer protein 1
Exons: 1
Coding region: 1-381 (126 amino acids)
Biological process (GO): lipid transport
Cellular component (GO): membrane
Molecular function (GO): lipid binding
Source: RefSeq, a predicted model, not a curated record
AUGGCAAAGGUUGCAUACUUGGCAGUGGUAUUGGUGGUGGUGGCGGCUCGUAUGCUGGUGGAGCCGGGUGAGGCUCUAACAUGUGGUGCACCCGAGGAACAGAGAACAGGAGCUGUCUGCAAUGUUUAUACCAGAGGUGAUCAAUCAGAGCCAUCUGGUGAGUGCUGCAAUGCGUAUAGAGCACUACGUGCAACAGCCAAGACACGAGCAGAAAGGAGGCAAUUGUGUUCUUGCGUCCAGGAAGCAACUUCACAAAGCAGAUAUAAUCAUGGGGCUAAUGCUAAACCUGCUGCUCGUAUUCCAAGAUUUGAUUCUCUGUCAGAAAAAUGCGGACUUCCUUUUCUAUUCUCUGCUGAUCCUGAAUUCGAUUUUAAAACGUAA